Penaeus monodon (black tiger shrimp) is the source of this 2358-nucleotide messenger RNA. RefSeq names its product vacuolar protein sorting-associated protein 4A-like. Gene Ontology annotation, molecular function: ATP binding; ATP hydrolysis activity. The record is from RefSeq and is a predicted model, not a curated record. Gene Ontology annotation, biological process: endosomal transport; vacuole organization. Lineage: Eukaryota; Metazoa; Arthropoda; Malacostraca; Decapoda; Penaeidae.
AUGACAAAGGUUGUGGGUCAAAAAAACCUCUUGGGUGACAUUGAGUGUGUCAAGGGACUGUCAUUCAAAGCGAUCGAGCUAGUAACAAAAACCACAGAAGAAGACAAAAGCAAUAAUUAUGCAGAGGCUUUUAGGCUGUAUGAAUCAGCCGUGGGAAAAUUUCCUUCAUGCUAUGAAAUGUUUAUCGUGUCACACAUUAACGACCCCAAACAUUGGAUGAGGUUUCCUUUAAUGAACGGCAAAGGACCCUUUGUGCCAAGCCCACACUUUUCACAGGAAAGAGACAAGCAUGGAGGGGCAUUUUGUUUUUUGGGGGGUAAGAAGUUGAGUCUUUGGGCAGGGGUUAAAUUUUGGCACGGGCUCUUGAUCCCCCGGUACGGUAAAACAAAAAAGAACAUUUGUCUCACAGGGGUUGGAAAUCAGAAUGAUGGUGUGUUAGUUUUGGGUGCUACAAACAUCCCAUGGACACUUGACUCUGCUAUCAGGAGAAGGUUUGAGAAGAGAAUCUACAUCCCGCUGCCAGAGAAACAUGCUCGCAAGAACAUGUUCAUGCUCAAUCUGGGAGACACACCUCAUUGUCUCGCAAACGAAGACUUUGACUAUUUAGGUCAAGUCACAGAAGGAUUCUCAGGUGCAGAUAUCAGCAUUGUUGUGCGUGAUGCCUUGAUGCAGCCAGUGCGCAAAGUCCAGACAGCAACCCACUUCAAAAAGGUCUCAGGGCGCUCCCGUGACGACCCCAAUGUUGUUGUUCACGAUUACCUAAUGCCCUGUUCCCCGGGUGAUCCACAAGCUUUUGAGAUGACUUGGGAACAGGUGCCCAGUGACAAGUUAUAUGAACCUGAAGUGACUAUGGCUGAUAUGAAAGUGCUUAAUGACUAACCUUCAGUAAACCAAGCUGACCUGGACAAGCUUCGCAGUUUACAGAAGAGUUUGGGACAAGAGGGUUAGGUGUUGUGUGUCUUGAGAAAUAUAAUAUCUUUUUAUCCAGUUCUGCAUUUUGCAUGAAUAUCGUCCAUUAUUACUGAAAGUCCAGGAGAAGGAGAAAAAAAACAUAAAAAUUUAAAUUGAACAAGAGACUCUCUGAAACAGAGGUAUAGUUUAUCUAGUACAAGUAUGACAUGAUUAGUUGGUUAUCCAGAUAUAAAUAAAGUGAUUAUUUAAAGAUAAGAAUUUGUUUAUAUGAUUAUAUUCACCUUUUCAUUCAUUAUUACUUAGAUAGCAUUACAAAAGCCUUCUGAAUUUAAAUAUUUGCCUUUUUAAAAUUAUUUUGCAUUAUAAAGAUGAUAUAUUCAUUCAUGUUAGGAUUUUAAUGUUUUGUGUGUUUACAUUAGUUUGUUUUAUUAUUCUAACUGUUUUUCUCUUAUUAUUAAUACUGGAUAAUCAACAUGUUUAUUGGGCAUACAUUGGCAACAUACAUCACAUUUUAUAGACUCUUACUUUUUUCUUUCUGUCUUUCUUAUUUUUUAUCUAAGGUUUCUUCCUGGUUUAUUUUAUUUCACUAGUUCAUACUCGCAUACUCACAUAAAAAACACUACACAAAUAGACCUCGUUUUUUAUUAUUAUUUUACAAAGUUCAUUUACCUCUUUGGAUGGAAAAUUAAAGUGUCAGGUUAAUUACAAACAUAAUCAUCUCAUAAUUGCUUGUAUAUUUGUAUGUAUCUUAACAAUUUAGUCUUAUAACAGACAUGCUCUUGUUGAUUCAGUAAUAAGUAAAAAAAAAAAAAAGAAAAAAGAAAAAAAUUAUAUCAGGGUUGUUCAAUGAUGGUCUUAGUUUAGUUCCCAUUGAUUAUUAUUAAUUUUUCCCAUUUUAUGUAUUUUUUUAUGUAUCUUCCUGACUGAGGAGAAACAAGUGAAAUUGUAGUAAGUGAAGGGUAUGUGAUAUUUAUCUUGAUGGUUAUGUAAAGAUUUUUACUUUUCUGUGUGAUUUCUUUGACAAAGAAAAAGAAAAGAACUUAAAUAAAGUCAAUGAAUAGAAGUGUUUACAUGUUUUCUGUAGGUAAUAUUAGUUUUAUUUUUAUGUACAUCUCAUCAGUAGGUAAUUUUAUAUGCAAGACCAUCAUUAUGUCAUAAGUGAUUAUUUGUAGGAAUGCAGAGCAAGUGGGUCACUAAAAUUAGCGCUUUCAGUUCAAUUCUUUACAGUUUCCAUAAUUACUUAACUUGUAUAUAGCAGUAUUUCAGCUAGGCUCUAUGUUUAGGUGACCCACCAAUAUUACUGUAGGUCUUAUUUACCAGUGGUUAGGGUAGCUUGUGUGAUGAACAAGAGAUGCUUGUUAUUUCAUAACACAAAAAUGUAUAUGAAUAAGAGAAUUUAAAGAAAAUGUUUAUGUAACUAUGGUUAAAUAAAAAUGACAAAGACUA